CCUCGGAUGCCUUGAGCAGACUUCAUAUACUUGAUACUAUACUACCGCAGCGUCUCAAACUUCAUAAACACAAUAAAUACCAUCAUCAUGGUCUUUGGAAGAGAUAAAGAGCAUAAGCAGCAGGAGACUGCGGAGAUUCCCGACCAUCUCACUGACCUGCACUGCUUUACAGAAACCGAGGGUGUGGUGACAACCACUAUGAUGGAUCUUCCUGGCUAUCGCAUCGAGCAAGUGCUCGGCACCGUCUACGGCAUCACAGUGCGGUCGCGCAACAUCGGCGCCAGCCUGGGCAUGGUGCUGAAGAGCAUGGCCGGCGGAGAGCUUCGCUGGUUCACCUCGAUGCUGUACUCGUGCCGCAACGACUCCAUCAGCAGAGUGGUGGAGGAGUGUAAGAAGCGGGGAGGCAAUGCCAUCAUCUGUCUGAGGUUCGAUGCCGGUGAUAUGGGCGGCUUUGCGCAGACGGCGGCGUAUGGAACAGCGUGCCGGGUGGUCAAGAUUGCCGACUCGAGCGUCCACGUCCCCCCUCAGCUGCAGGGAGCAACGCAGUAACUGGGACGGGGAGAAUCCGGCACCAGGAGAGGCUGGGAGCGGACAAAUCACGCCCAUCUGGGGUUUAGUUGUGAGUUGUGAGUUGUGAGUUAUGAGACACGAGAAGGCUGCGGCAGCCGAAGAUGGUGGGUGGCCAGUGUCGAUGCUUCUAUCUAUAGCGUUUCUGGGGAAGCUGAGUGAUUGGGCCACGAUGCCAUGAGAUUUGAUAGGUUCAUGUUGUUUUACUGCGUUGUUUUCAUGUUGUUAUACCUUAGCUCUCUGCCUCAUGCUUCAUGUCCUUUGUAGCUACUGCCUACUACCUACCUGUAUUCAUUGCAUCUUCUCUU
Molecule: messenger RNA, 875 nt
Organism: Trichoderma virens Gv29-8
Lineage: Eukaryota; Fungi; Ascomycota; Sordariomycetes; Hypocreales; Hypocreaceae
Exons: 2
Coding region: 88-549 (153 amino acids)
Source: RefSeq, a predicted model, not a curated record